AUGUCAAAGGGAUAUCAAGCUUCAGUCACUUCUCUUGGAUAGAUAACUUAAUAAUAAUAGGCCAAUAAUCCAAUGUGUGAAACAAAAUUGGUGUCAAGCGUUUUAUAAGUACCUAAAAUUCUCGAGCAUUGUAAUGAAUUUAACACUCACAACAUACCAAGAAUUAAUUGCUACAAUCAUUAAGGAUAUAAUUAUACUAACUUCUGUUAACUUGAAGGAUGUUGUUUCCCAUUAUGUCCUGAAUGUAUUCCUUAACAUGUGCAGGAGCAUUUUGAAUCGCAGUCCAAACCUAAAUUGGAUAGUCUGGAAAAUGUCUUAAAUAAAAUAUAAUUGACAGUGCAUAAUGAAGCUAAUAAAUUGGCAUCUUGCUUUUAGAAUAUUACUAAUUCUGUAUUAAUGGCUGACCAAAUGAACAUGUAAUGCAUAAAACUAUUAAAUGAGAAGAAGGAGAGGAUCAUUAAGAUAAUUGAAUAACAUUUCAAUUCAUUGCUCAUAGAUGUCCAAGGAAAGCAUAUAAAAAAUAUUGAAAAUUAUAAACGAGAUGCUCAAUUCUUCAAAUAGGUAAUUCAAGAUAGAUGGAAUUCACAUGUUGAAUUAUUAGAUAAUUUAAAGAAUCAGGAUUGCAUGAGACCACUCAUACGAUUUUUGAAAUCCAAAACUUUACAGGAAAAUGAACAAUAUUUUCUACAAGCAUAAGAAUUCACAGAGAGAUAUGCUCUUCAUUAAACCAAAGUUAGUUUUGAUUCUGAGAAAUCUUCUUAAUUAGGAGGAUUUAUUUCUGAGUUUCUAAAAGUAGUUAAUUAUGAUCUACCGGAAUACUUGAAUAUUCACAAGUUGGCUCCCCCAGAAAUAACUACUUCGAAAUCUAAUGCUGGAUCGGCUAUAAAUAGUAAAGCAUCAAUAAGAUAAUCUGAACAGAAGAUUUCAUAAAGUCAAACAAAAGGGGGACUUGAGAUUUCAUAGCAAGCCUAAUACAUGAAUCAGUCUCCUGGUUCCAAUAAUUACUUGCAAUAAAGUUAACAAUAGUUUGGAUCACAGAGACAGAUGAGAAAUAAUUAUGGGGAGUAUCCAAGCUUAAGUAAUUUUGGAUCAAGAAAACAAUGA
Messenger RNA from Paramecium tetraurelia, 1104 nucleotides. RefSeq lists its product as uncharacterized. The transcript has 4 exons. The record is from RefSeq and is a predicted model, not a curated record. NCBI's taxonomy places the organism in Eukaryota, Ciliophora, Oligohymenophorea, Peniculida, Parameciidae.